Molecule: messenger RNA, 3062 nt
Organism: Pocillopora meandrina
Lineage: Eukaryota; Metazoa; Cnidaria; Anthozoa; Scleractinia; Pocilloporidae
Source: the annotation of a GenBank genome assembly
AUGAAGGCUCUAAUUUUUUUGGCGGUUUUUGCAAUUGUCUUCCAGCUUGGUAAGGCUCAAGUCUUUUUUCGUAUUUACAGAUGGUAGAAUAGAUUCAUAAUAAACUUGAAAGAUUUUUCAUACUUCUUGAAGCGAAGCCGGAUGAAAUUCCAGUUCAUUCUACAACUCAGUUCACCCUCACCAGUUCCUAACCCCAGUUCAACAAAACAUCAAUUCCUAUCUGACGGGUCGCAUACACUUCUUUGGAAAAGAAGUGUAUCAUAAAUUCUAUCCUCAGCGCCAUUUAAAAAUCCUGUCGUGGCUCACUUCCUUAGUCCUUGUCCUUUUCCUUGCCAUUGUGAUUGCCAUUUUUUCUUGCAAUUUCCAUUGGCAUUACCAUUGCUACUGUGAUUGUCAUAGUCAUAGCCAUUGUCAUUGUCAUUGUCAAUGCCAUUGCCAUUGCCAUUGCUACUGUCAUUGUCAUCGUCAUUGCUAUUGUCACUGUCAUUUCCAUUAUCAUUGCCAUUGUCAUUGCCAUUGCCAUUGCCACUGUCAUUGUCAUUGUCAUUGUCAUUGUCAUUGCCAUUGCCAUUACCAUUGCCAUUGCCAUUGCCAUUGCCAUUGCCAGUGUCAUUGUCAUUGUCUAUUUUCAUGCAUAUUUUACUGUAUUCUAUCGCAGGCACAAGUCAUAUGUAUGGUAAACCAAAAGGUAAAGUUACCUGCAACAACAAUCAUACGGUCGAUAUCAAAAUCACUAACGUAGAUGAUCUUAACGAGUGGACGGUAGAUGAAUGGCAAUUAAAGAACAAGAGCGAGUGCAAGCCAGUAUUUGGUAAUGAGACAGUAACCUACAGUGCCCUGAAUCUGCCUGAUUGUGCUUGGUCAUCUGAACAACCGGCUAACAGCAGUAUCAAAUAUGUCUUGAAAAUCAAUCCAACCAAGAAAAACUCCAGCACCGGGCAGCUUCGUGGCUAUGACCACCUUUACUAUGUAUGGUGCUCGUAUGUCAAUGAAAACGUAUCCACUGCCAGUUUUGUACCAAUCAAGAACCGGGAAGACAACGAUUCAAGUAAGUAAAAAUGAUAGAACGAUUCUUCGGCCUUAUCUUUGAAAUCGCCAAUGAAAGCCAUGUUUGACUCUGUUUCAAUUAAAGAAGGUUCUGAAAGGGUAAUGUGAAAACUUGGACUUUUUUUUUUAAAGGGAACAUAUGGGAAUUAUGAAUGUGAUUUUCUUGUCUCUCCUAGGCACUUCGUUUUUCAGCUUUAAUCUUGAAGCGUUCAUCUAUUCCAAUUACACUGGAGGAGUUCCCGACAAAGUUCCACUGAAAACAGUGUUGUACUUCCAGGCUUCGGUUGAGACCUCAAGCUCUGCACCCAAUCUUGACCUUUUUCCUGUUCACUGUUAUUCGUCAAAGAACAGAGACCCGGCCUCAACGGAAGGGCAAGUUACUCUGAUAGAAGGAGGGUAGGUGGUCUCAGGUGGUGGCUAGAGAAAAAUAAUCCUCCUAAAGCUCAGAUAUUCCGCUCUUCAAAGUGAGCAACUGACUGACCAAUGCUUGAAAGAUAUGGAGAUACCCCAAGCUACUGGGGGCUGGGAAAAUUCAGAGAAAUUCAUUAAGGGAGAAAUCUUUAGCGUCAGCAGCAUCCUUGUUCCCAAAAAUCCAUGGCGAAACGAAGACGACAAGCUACCAACUACAUAAAUUCUUGUGAAUCACAAAUAGGAGCGGAUGGUGGUGAUAAAAUUUCCGGCGUUCUCUGUUUUGUUAAUCAUGGAUGUCGUUUGUCACUAACAAAGGCAACAUCUUUAAAUUUUACACAACGGAUUCGUUAUUCUACCACCCAUGAAAUGAAGCCAUUGUCUGCAGGUCAUUCAGCUUAAGGGGUGGUGCUACUAAAGACGAUUUGGCAAAGUAACGAUGUAAUCUCUCUGCCAUGUCGAUCGGAUUUACUAAAAGACUUUAAAUGGCACGAUGUUGUUCAAGAUUUAGAUAUUAUUUUGAAACUAGAAGUUAAUGAUUUGUAUUGAUCUCCUUUUUUCAAACAGCUGUGGCAACAAAGCCACCAGUAAAGACCUCGAAGACACUUUGUCCUACUCUUGCGCAAGUGACAGUACCAAAGAAAAGUUCUCCAUUCAGGCCUUUAGAUACUAUGGAGCUGAGGCAGGUGACCCAGUUUACUUCCACUGUGUUCUAAGGGUUUGUUUGGCAGACAAGACCCCUUCAGCUUGCGAGUGCCCUUCCAGCAGUCAGUGUCCUAGUUCCAGGAAAAAGAGGUCAACAGUGGAUGAAACUAAAGUGUAUCGCGUGUCUACCGGGCCUUUUAUUUUUGGAAACGAAGAGGAAGAGAAAGAAAGUAUGAGGCAUUCAUUUCUGUGAUUGUUAUCUAAUUGAUUGUAAAGCUAUACGUAGAAUGCGUUGAGAUCCCUUUUAAGGGGCAAGGUCACGUCGAACCAAGAUCCUACUUGAAUUAUGCUCUACCACCUGGACUAUCGAAAACUACUGAAAACUGUCAGGAGCAGCAAUGUCGAAAGUAUUCCAAGUGAAAACUUUAUUUUCACGCUUGGUUGCUGAAAAGAAAAAAAAAACGAAAGAAAUCAAACGGAAAAUUUUUAUUCAGAGGAGAUUACUCUGCAAUAAGGUGUUAAAAAAAACCGGAGCCAUUGUUGUCCCAAAGGUCAAUCAGGAAAAUACGAUUUAAGAGCCGAUCGAAAGUCAACGAUAAAAAUAAGCAAAUUGGCCAAAGGGGAACAAACUGCAAGUGGACUCGUCGCAGUUGGUUCUGGUUUUGAAUUUUAAAGCACGAGUCUUCUAAAGUAAUCAAAGAGCAAAGUCAGAAGCUAAACCAAUACAAUCCUAAAUAACUUUCGACAUUCAAUUAUAAAUUGCUCUGAUGCCGAUUAUUUGAUUUCUCUUCUCAGCAGGAUCAGGUGAAGAAAAUGAGUCCCAGUCCCUCUCAAACAGUACAGUGAUUACAGUCGCGAUUAGUGGUGUUCUCGCAGUGGCAAUCAUCUGCCUCACAGUUUACCUGAUACUGCGCAGCCGCAACAAGCACAGGCAACAUGGCGACAUCCACGUUGCUACAUAA